GCCGCGCAAGCGCAGUGGCGACGUUGGUACCCGGAUGUCGCGCAUGCGCGGUGGCGGAUGGACGUGUUGGUAGUGGCUGCUGCAAGUGAGUGGUCGGAAUUGUGGUGGCUACAACAACGUGUCGAUUACGGUGACGCUUGUUACAGGGUGGUCGAGUUUGUCCUUUUUGUGUGCCGCGGGCCUGAGAGAAGUGUUCCGUCCGUCCACCGCUCGGGGAGAGAGGGAAAGUGGGUGGUGGAGGCCUGGCUCUCUCCGCCGCAUCGGGGCCGACUGAGGCGAGCGAAGGUUUCCCCACCGCCACCCCUCACCACAGCCGCAAGCCGCGUCCGAAGAGCGGUUUCUCCGCCCUGGCCGCCUGCGACCCAGGUUUUACCAGGAGACAAUACAUCUAACACUUAACUCGGAUCAUCUCUUGUUCAUCAGCUUGAAAAUCAUAAGAACCCCCCAAAAGCUGAAACUUCAUCUGAAACAAAAAAAGACAACCCAAAAGCUGUGACAAAUAUGUCUAUUACUAACACACCAACAAGUAACGAUGCUUGUCUGAGCAUUGUCCACAGCUUGAUGUGCCAUCGUCAAGGUGGAGAAAGUGAAACUUUUGCCAAACGUGCAAUAGAAAGUUUAGUUAAAAAGCUAAAGGAGAAAAAAGAUGAAUUGGAUUCUUUGAUUACAGCUAUAACCACAAAUGGAGCUCAUCCUAGCAAGUGUGUUACAAUACAGAGAACACUGGAUGGGAGGCUUCAGGUGGCUGGUCGCAAGGGAUUCCCUCAUGUGAUCUACGCUCGUCUUUGGAGGUGGCCUGAUCUUCAUAAAAACGAACUCAAGCAUGUUAAAUAUUGUCAGUAUGCUUUUGACUUAAAAUGUGACAGUGUCUGUGUAAAUCCUUACCAUUAUGAGCGUGUAGUAUCACCUGGCAUUGAUCUCUCAGGACUGACACUACAGAGUUCUGCUCCAUCAAGCAUGUUGGUGAAAGAUGAAUACGUUCAUGACUAUGAGGGCCAGCCGUCAUUGUCUUCUGCUGAAGGACAUUCAGUCCAAACGAUCCAACACCCACCCAGUAACAGGGCAUCUACAGAGGCUUAUAGCACCCCAGCUAUGUUAGCUCCUACUGAGGCUAGCACUACCGGCACCACUAAUUUUCCCAACAUUCCUGUGGCCUCAACAAGUCAACCUACCAGUAUAUUGACAGGUAGCCAUAGUGAUGGACUCUUACAGAUUGCUUCAGGGCCUCAGCCAGGACCUCGGCAGAAUGGGUUUACAACUCAGCCAGCUACUUACCAUCACAAUAGCACUACAACUUGGACUGGAAGUCGGACAGCAGCCUACACACCUACCAUACCUCACCACCAGAAUGGCCAUCUUCAGCACCACCCACCUAUGCAUCCUGGACAUUACUGGCCAGUUCACAAUGAACUUGCAUUCCAGCCACCUAUAUCAAAUCAUCCUGCUCCAGAAUACUGGUGUUCAAUUGCAUACUUUGAAAUGGAUGUGCAAGUUGGAGAAACGUUUAAGGUCCCUUCAAGCUGUCCUGUUGUCACUGUUGAUGGAUAUGUGGAUCCUUCUGGAGGAGAUCGGUUUUGCCUGGGUCAGCUUUCAAAUGUUCAUAGAACAGAAGCCAUCGAGAGAGCAAGGUUGCACAUAGGUAAAGGGGUGCAGUUGGAAUGCAAAGGAGAAGGUGAUGUGUGGGUUAGGUGCCUCAGUGACCAUGCGGUAUUCGUUCAGAGUUACUACCUGGACAGAGAAGCAGGACGUGCACCAGGGGAUGCUGUUCACAAGAUUUACCCAAGUGCAUACAUAAAGGUAUUUGAUUUACGCCAAUGUCAUCGUCAGAUGCAACAACAGGCUGCCACUGCCCAAGCUGCUGCUGCUGCUCAAGCUGCAGCAGUAGCUGGAAACAUCCCUGGACCAGGAUCAGUAGGUGGAAUAGCCCCAGCCAUUAGUUUGUCAGCUGCUGCUGGAAUUGGUGUAGAUGAUCUUCGUCGUCUGUGCAUACUCAGGAUGAGCUUUGUAAAAGGCUGGGGACCUGAUUACCCAAGACAGAGCAUCAAAGAGACACCAUGCUGGAUUGAGAUCCAUUUACACCGUGCCCUCCAGCUCUUAGAUGAAGUACUUCAUACCAUGCCGAUUGCAGACCCACAACCUUUAGACUGAGACCCUUCUGCUACAUUCUUGUGGGCUGUAAUAUUAUGAAGAUGGUGGAUUGUAAAAUAAGAUUCUGUUUAUAACCUGAAGAUAUAUUUUACUUUUGUUCUGCUUAAUAUUUUAAACACAGGUUUUAAAAAUGUGUUUGCCGCCUUGCUCCUAGCAGAAAGAAAAUGAACAUGAAGAAUUUGGAUUUUUGGUUAUUGUCUCAUAACAUGUGGCUCACGGCUUGAAAUGAAUGGUAAAUGCCUUAUAGAGACUUCACAGCAUUGGAUUUAUUCCUUUUGAAACUUUCCUUCAACAUCUUGGUUAUAAGCUUCACAGAAGCCUUUUGUAUGCAGAAUAUAUAUAUAUAUGACAAUUCCUUCGAAUAGUGAUAAACAUUUACCUAAUUCCAACUAAUUUGGGAUGUUCUUUUUAGGGAGCAAUCAUUGCCAGAAGGCUUUCUGCAUCAGGAACAGUGUGGCCAGUAGGACAAGGGAGGUUAUUCUUCCCCUGUACUCAACACUGGUCAGGCCACACCUUGACUACUGUGUCCAGUUUUGGGCCCCUCAAUUCAAGAGAGAUGUUGAGGUUCUGGAAUAUGUCCAGAGAAGGGCAAUGAAGCUGUUGAAAGGCCUGGAACACAAACCCUAUGAGGAGAGGCUGAGGGAGCUGGGGUUGUUUAGCCUGGAGAAGAGGAGGCUCAGGGGUGACCUCAUUGCUGUCUACAACUACCUGAAGGGAGGUUGCAGCCAGGUGGGGGUUGGUCUCUUCUCCCAGACAACAAGCAACAGAACAAGGGGACACAGUCUCAAGUUGUGCCAGGGGAGGUAUAGGCUGGAUGUUAGGAGAAAGUUCUUCACGGAGAGAGUGAUUAGCAUUGGAAUGGGCUGCCCAGGGAGGUGGUGGAGUCACUGUCCCUGGAGGUGUUCAAGAAAAGACUGGAUGAGGCAUUUAGUGCCGUGGUCUAGUUGACUGGAUAGGGCUGGGGGAUAGGUUGGACUGGAUGAUCUUUGAGGUCUCUUCCAACCUGGUUGAUUCUAUGUCUAUUCUAUGUCUUUUUUAUUUUCUUGACUUAAACUUAUUAUUAUUUUUCCAGAUCAAAAUGUAGAAGAUUCCAAAAAGUGACAGAUGAGACAGGAUGCUGUUGGUAUUGAUGAGAAAUACAAGAAAAAAUAACUUUCCCUCACUAGAUUUUAAAGUGGAUCUUAGAUUUUUUGAAAUUUAUAUAGGUGAGUUUUAAAACAUUAAAGGAAAUGCAUACUUUCAGCGCUGGGAUUCAAAUUUAAACACAGCGUGAAAUACCCAGUCCUCAAAGUAGCUCAAGAACCAAAGCAGGAGUAUAUUUUCCUAACUACUAGUUUUACUCAAGUAAAACUUGGCCGGUCUUUAGAAAAAAAGCCACAUGACUCUUUUUAUUUGUGUCUACCAUGAAGUCAUGUAGAAUCCAACCUUGAUAUUUAGUACAUGCUUUUUGUAUCUGUUCAUUAUUUCCACUCAGGGCAAGAUGGCAAACUUGUUUUUAUACCUUUUGGUUAGUUUAAAGCCCUUAUGCCAUCAAGGACCUUAUCAACUGGUAAUGACUUUGUACAGAGAAUUUCUAAUAGGAAACAAGACAAAAUAUAUUGACUGUGUGACAGAUACAAUAUGUAUGCUUUUCUCUCUAGUUACUAGUAUAAAUAAAAUGAUGAAACCCCUGAA
Molecule: messenger RNA, 3822 nt
Organism: Pogoniulus pusillus (Red-fronted tinkerbird)
Lineage: Eukaryota; Metazoa; Chordata; Aves; Piciformes; Lybiidae
Product: mothers against decapentaplegic homolog 4-like
Exons: 12
Coding region: 502-2148 (548 amino acids)
Biological process (GO): transforming growth factor beta receptor signaling pathway; anatomical structure morphogenesis; BMP signaling pathway
Cellular component (GO): heteromeric SMAD protein complex
Molecular function (GO): RNA polymerase II cis-regulatory region sequence-specific DNA binding; DNA-binding transcription factor activity, RNA polymerase II-specific; I-SMAD binding
Source: RefSeq, a predicted model, not a curated record